AGGUGCUGCCGAGCCGGCGGGCGCGCGGGGAGCUGAGCCCGGACCCCAUCCGCGCCCCACCUCGGGCCGCCCGGCCGCCGCACACUAUGUUCUCCAGGAAGAAACGCGAGCUCAUGAAAACCCCUUCCAUCUCCAAAAAGAACCGGGCGGGAAGCCCCAGCCCGCAGCCCUCGGGGGAGCUCACCAGGAAAGAUGGCGCUGAUGCCAUCUUCUCUGCACCCAGCCUGGAGCCUCCAGCUUCAGCCUCCAGUGCCAAGGCCACUGGCACGCUCAAGCGGCCCACCAGCCUGAGCCGCCAUGCCAGCGCUGCUGGCUUCCCCCUCUCUGGUACUGCCUCCUGGACCCUUGGCAGGGGCUACCGAAGCCCCCUGACAGCCACCAGCCCUGCGGAGCUGCCCACCGAGGGCCCUUCCCUGGAUGCCGUGGAAGACAUCUCAAACCUGCUGGCUGACGUGGCCCGCUUCGCCGAGGGCCUAGAAAAACUCAAGGAGUGUGUGUUGCGUGAUGCAGAUCUUCUCGAGGCCCGGCGGCCACUGGCCCAUGAAUGCCUGGGUGAGACCCUGCGUGUGAUGCGCCAGGUGAUCUCCAAGUACCCACUGUUGAACACUGUGGAGACACUGACAGCGGCCGGCACCCUCAUCGCCAAGAUCAAAGCCUUCCAUUAUGAGUGUAACAAUGAAUCAGACAAGAGGGAGUUUGAGAAGGCUCUGGAGACCAUGGCCGUGUCAUUCAGUAGCACAGUGUCUGAGUUCCUCAUGGGUGAGGUUGAUAGCAGCACCCUCCUGUCUGUGCCUCCUGGGGAUUCCAGCCAGUCCAUGGAGAACCUGUAUGGACAGGGCAGUGAGGCUCCAGCACCGGGCUCUGAGGACUGCGAGGAAGGCUGCCUGCCCCCGGAGGAAGUGGACCUGCUGCUUCAGCGCUGUGAGGGAGGUGUGGACGCUGCGCUGCAGUAUGCCAAGAACAUGGCGAAGUACAUGAAGGAUCUCAUUGGCUACCUGGAAAAGCGGACCACGCUGGAGAUGGAAUUUGCCAAAGGCCUGCAGAAGGUGGUCCAUAACUGCAGACAGAGCAUCAUGCAUGAGCCCCACAUGCCCCUCUUGUCCAUCUACUCGCUGGCCCUGGAGCAGGACCUGGAGUUUGGCCAUGGCAUGGUGCAGGCGGCCAGCACGCUGCAGAAUCAGACUUUCAUGCAGCCCCUGACUGUGCGGCGGCAGGAGCAUGAGAGACGCAGGAAGGAGAUCAAGGAAUCGUGGCACCGUGCUCAGCGGAAGCUGCAAGAGGCAGAAUCCAACCUACGCAAGGCCAAGCAGGGUUACGUUCAGCGCUGUGAGGACCACGACAAGGCCCGCUUCUUGAUGGCCAAGGCUGAGGAGGAACAGGCAGGUGCUGGCCCCGGGGUGGGCAGUGCAGCCUCCAAGACCCUGGACAAACGGCGACGCCUAGAGGAGGAGGCUAAGAACAAGGCAGAGGAAGCCAUGGCCACCUAUCGCACGUGUGUGGCUGACGCAAAGACACAGAAGCAGGAGCUGGAGGACACCAAGGUGACCGCGCUGCGACAGCUCCAAGAGGUGAUCCAGCAGAGUGACCAGACCAUCAAGACGGCCACCAUCUCCUACUACCAGCUGAUGCACAUGCAGACGGCGCCCCUGCCCGUCCACUUCCAGAUGCUGUGUGAAAGCAGCAAACUCUAUGACCUGGGCCAGCAGUAUGCAUCCCAUGUACGCCAGCUGCAGCGUGGGGAGGAGCCUGACGUACGCUACGACUUCGAGCCGCACAUCUCAGCCAAUGCCUGGUCUCCAGUCCUGCGUGCCCGGAAGGGCAGCUUCAAUGUUGGUGACACAGCAGGAGCCCAGACUCCCAGCAACCCCCCAGAGGAAGGUGGGCCCAGUGAAGGGUCACCAGCCAAGGAGCGCAGGGGUGGACGAGGACACCAGGUGCACAAAUCAUGGCCAAUCUCCAUCUCAGACUCCGACAGUGGCCUUGACCCCAGCCCUGGCUCAGGAGAUUUCAAGAAGUUUGAACGGACGUCGUCCAGUGGCACCAUGUCAUCCAGCGAGGAGUUGGUGGAGCAGGAGGGUGGUGACGGUGCGUUGGCCUUUGAACACUUGGCUGACCUCAGUGACAUCACCCCGGAGCUGCCCGUGGCCGUGCCCAGUGGGCCUUUCCGCCACGUGGGACUGUCCAAGGCAGCCCGCACACAUCGGCUGAGGAAGCUCCGCACGCCUGCCAAGUGCCGGGAGUGUAACAGCUAUGUCUACUUCCAGGGGGCAGAAUGCGAGGAAUGCUGCCUGGCCUGUCACAAGAAAUGUCUGGAGACUCUGGCCAUCCAGUGUGGCCACAAGAAACUGCAGGGCCGUCUGCAGCUCUUUGGCCAGGACUUCAGCCAGGCAGCCCAGGGCACCCCAGACGGCGUGCCCUUCAUCAUUAAGAAGUGCGUCUGUGAGAUUGAGCGGCGUGCGCUGCGCACCAAGGGCAUCUACCGGGUGAACGGCGUGAAAACGCGUGUAGAGAAGCUGUGCCAGGCUUUUGAGAAUGGCAAGGAGCUGGUGGAACUGUCACAGGCCUUGCCCCACGACAUCAGCAACGUCCUCAAGCUCUACCUGCGCCAGCUACCCGAGCCGCUCAUCUCCUUUCGCCUUUACCACGAGCUCGUGGGCCUGGCCAAGGAGAGCCUGAAGGCUGAAGCCGAGGCCAAAGCCGCAUCCCGGGGCCGGCAGGAUGGGUCCGAGAGCGAGGCAGCUACUGAAGCCAUGGUGGGCCGCCUACGAGAGCUCCUGCAGGACCUGCCAGCCAAGAACCGGGCCACGCUGCAGUACCUGUUGCGACACCUGCGCAGGAUCGUGGAGGUAGAGGAGGACAACAAGAUGACCCCAGGGAAUCUGGGGAUCGUCUUUGGACCCACGCUGCUGCGGCCCCGGCCUACUGAGGCCACCGUCUCCCUCUCAUCCCUGGUGGACUAUCCCCACCAGGCCCGCGUGAUCGAGGCCCUCAUCGUCCACUACAGCCUGGUCUUUGAGGAGGAGUCUGAGGAGGCACCCGAGGGCCAGGGUGGACCAUGUAACCAGCGGGCCGAGGUGGUGGUGCUGAUGCCCCACUUGGAGACGGGUGUGGAGGCUGCCUUCACCCUACAGGAGGAGGCUGAGGAUGGAGGCCAAGAAUCCCAAGUUGCCUCCAAUGAUUCAGACUCAGAGCUAGAGGAGACCUCAGACCCCCUGUCAUCGUCAGAUGCCAGCGCCCUGCACCAGCUUAGCUUCUCCGACAAGCAGGAGGAUGAGGCUGGACUGGAAGGGGGUCCCCAAAGCCACAGGGGCAGCGAGGAGCAGCUGGGUAGCGAGGAUGAGGUGGGUGGGGCUCAACAGCUGUCCACAUACAAUACCAACCAUUCCAACAACGUGGCACCAGCCCCACUGCCCACCAUGAGGCUCCGAGGUGGGCAUCUUGCGGCGGGCAUCUGCCAGCAAAGGAGGCCUCAGUUUGUGUAAGAGAUGAUGGUAGGGACCAUUGCUGGCCACUUUCCCUCUGGGCUCUGCCUCUCUGGACUAUCCUGAGCUUUGAAGCACGGCUCAGUCUGAUGCCCAGGAUCACUGGAAUUGGACAUCACCGGCCACCUCCUCCCAGAAGCUUCCGGCAACACAGGGGACAGUGGGCCUGUGGAAGGCACCUGUGUCUUCUCCACACCCAAGCUGGCCCUGGCUCAGCUGGGCAAGUCUUUGCUCUUGGGUGAAGUCUUGGCUUUCUUAUACCACAAGCUUGUGUGGACACACCCAGAGAACUCCCUCCACCCCGCCUCCUACUUUCUGGGGGUGCAGAACCCAUCGUAGCCUCUUCUUGCUGUAGUCUUGGGGAAGUGCAGUGCCUUGAGUGGGUGCCCAUGCUGGGCGCUGUGGGGCUGGAGAUGGAGGCUGAGCCAGCAGAUGCGGCUGCAGGGCUGGUUUGGACACCUGGGGUUAGGAACACUGCAAAAUCGCUUACAGGUCACUAUGUAGUUCUCUGACACACAUCUAUUUUGCUUACAAUAAAGUUUUAAAAUCUUG
Molecule: messenger RNA, 4034 nt
Organism: Dipodomys spectabilis (banner-tailed kangaroo rat)
Lineage: Eukaryota; Metazoa; Chordata; Mammalia; Rodentia; Heteromyidae
Gene: Arhgap45
Product: Rho GTPase activating protein 45
Exons: 23
Coding region: 87-3482 (1131 amino acids)
Biological process (GO): signal transduction; activation of GTPase activity
Cellular component (GO): membrane
Molecular function (GO): GTPase activator activity
Source: RefSeq, a predicted model, not a curated record